Panicum virgatum (switchgrass) is the source of this 1115-nucleotide messenger RNA. Its product is annotated as protein argonaute 4A-like. Lineage: Eukaryota; Viridiplantae; Streptophyta; Magnoliopsida; Poales; Poaceae. The transcript has 4 exons. The record is from RefSeq and is a predicted model, not a curated record. Bases 154 to 687 code for a protein of 177 amino acids.
UAACCAGUACUCAGGUUGAAUCUCAAACUGCUCACAUUGGUACCCAGAAGACGCACCUCUCACCUACGGACCAGGAUAAUCAUGCAAAGAUUGCCCAACAAAUUGCAAUCCCAGAGCUUGUUCACUCUGAAACACCUCAGAGAGGCUAACUAAAUGGAGUCUCACAAUGGCGAGGCUGAUGACUUGCCUCCUCCACCUCCUCUAAAUGCGGGCAUUGAACAUCUUAAAUCUGAGGAAACAAAGAAGCUGUUGAAACCUAAGAGGGCUUUGAUCCCUAGGAAAGGUUUUGGCAAAAAGGGGCAGCCAAUAAGGCUUGUAACAAACCACUUCAAAGUUUCGCUGAAGAACACUGAAGAAUUUUUCUAUCACUACUACGUGGAUUUGAAAUAUGAAGAUGAUACACCUGUUGGCAAGGGAGCAGGCAGGAAUGUGAUUGAGAAACUUCAGCAAACCUAUGCCACUGAACUUGCAAACAAAGAUUUUACGUGUGAUGUUGAGAAGAGCCUGUUCACAAUUGGUGCUCUUCCUCAAAAUAUUAACGAGUUAACUGUUGUGGUGGAAGAUGUUUCAACUGGAAAGACUCCUGCAAAUGGCAGCCCUGGCAAUGACAGUCCACCUGGAAGUGACAGGAAAAGGGUCAGAAGACGUACAAAGUUGAGCUGUCUUUCGCAGCAAAAAUUCCUAUGAGUGCAAUCGCACAUGCUUUGAAAGGUCAGGAAUCAGAGCAUACUCAGGAAGCGAUUCGAGUGAGUGAUAUUAUUCUGAGGCAGCACUCAGCAAACCAUUAUGCAUUUUUUUUCACUCAAUUAAGAUGGCAUAUUUUAACGCAAUUUUAAAAUACAACUCCAGUCUUGGCAAAAAAAAACUUCAUCAUCGUUUCAGCUAAAAAACAAACAAAAGAAAAGGAGGAAAUUUCAUACUCUCUAUGUUGCUGGCAGUGGUGCUGCUAGUGCUAUAGCAACCGAUUCGGAAAGCGCUCCAGACAGCGUCCACAAAUCGGGCGGUAUGGAAGGAAUCCAAGAAAUAAACCACAGCCACUGAUUCGAUCACGCCGGCCGACCAGCGGCGGCGGCAGGGUGACGGAGGAGAGCCGCGCAGCUGGUGAGGUCGGCCGG